This is a messenger RNA of Cylicocyclus nassatus, 703 nucleotides long. The record is from the annotation of a GenBank genome assembly. NCBI's taxonomy places the organism in Eukaryota, Metazoa, Nematoda, Chromadorea, Rhabditida, Strongylidae.
GGCUAAUUAACAAGGGGGCGGAGCGAUCAGCGCCCGCGUACAGUACCCAGCUGGCGGCUGGCACAUGCUAUCGUUCAUCUUGACCGCCACCCUUGCAGCGUCGUCAAGUUUGAUCGUGAUGUCAUGCGUCAAUGAAGAAAAAUACUUUUUUCAACACAGUCAUGGUCCUAGAGGUUCAGUGUGUUUGUCCACCCACUUCACCUGCGCGUAACUGUUCUCCUUGCAUAAUGCUGGAAUACAGUAUGGUUCUUCUUAUGAGCGAUACAGAUUAUGUUGUUGUUAAACGGGGUUUCUGCGGAUUUGCAUGAUAUACGUUGAUGCAAUCGCUGCAUGUUGAGUCAAUCUCGGAGACAACAGCCAACUUACUAACAUGUACAUCGUUCUAAUUCUGCUCUCGUUGGUCUACGCAGUCGUGCCACAGGAUCAUGCUCCUAUGCAUCUAGGGCUUCAUAAUUUCAAUUCCGUGACCGAUUGCGUGUUGGGGCACUGGGGCCUUAGAUACAACAAUUAUGGAUGCUGGUGCGGCAAGGGUGGUUCGGGUACGCCAAUCGACAAAAUUGACGAGUGCUGCCGGGCACAUGACUGGUGCUACGAUGCGGCUAUGAAAAGAGGAUGCUUCAAAAGUGAGGUGUAUUUCGAUGGGUACCAGUGGAGUUGUCAGAAGUUCGGAAAUGAGAAGCAUGCCAUAUGUAGCGGUGAGUGA